Messenger RNA from Chara braunii, 1799 nucleotides. NCBI's taxonomy places the organism in Eukaryota, Viridiplantae, Streptophyta, Charophyceae, Charales, Characeae. The record is from the annotation of a GenBank genome assembly.
AGUUGACAGGAUCCUGUCCGGAUUCUGUAAGUCCAUAGAUUGAGUCAGUAGGUUUGUCAGUCAGGGGGAGUAGAGUCUAAGUGGUAAGGAGUGGAACCGAUUGUCUGGUUGUGCACCAAUCACUAUGGUUGACACCCGUAGUGGGAAGAGUACUGCCCCCUCCGAGGCCGAGCAGGCCCGGAUUGCCGCCCUGUUGAGAGAGAAGAAAGAGAAGAAGGAGCUCCUGAAACAGGUGAAGCUAAAGGCUAUCGCGGAGGAGCAGGCGGCGAAGAAGAAAAGAUUGAAGGAGGAGAUGUUGCGAUUUCAGAAGGAGAAGAUGAUGCUGUUAGAGCGAGAGGAAGAAGAGAGCAAAAAGGCUGCAGAAGAAGAAGCAGCAACAGAGGAGGAGGAAGAAGAAGAAGAGCCCCUUGAAAGAAGGCGUGGAGAAGAGAGAGGGGAGACAAGUGGCACAAAGGGAGAGGACGCGUGGAUGGAGAAGAAGAUAACUGAAUGGGUGGCUAAUUUAUCGUUAGGGGAGGAUGUGGAGGCACAAUUAUAUGUGCCGCAAGAGGAGAAAAAAACGUUUGCCAGGGAAUUGGAAACGAUAGAAGAUCCCCUGGAACGCCAAAUGACAGAGGACGAGAAAAAGUUGGAGUGGAAACUAAGAAUGAUGAGGGAGAAGAAGAGGAGGAGAGAGGAGGUCAACAGGGUGGCGAAAGAAGUGGAGAAGGUUCAAGCCUGUAGAGAAGAGGUGAGGACACAAGCGGAGGUCCCCGCCAAACUAGAUAAGAUCCAGGGGUACCUAGAAAUUUUGAGCAAGGCCUGGGUAGAAGAACAUCAGGCCGUCAAGGGUCAAGAUGUGACCCUGCACGCCAUCCGAUCUGGGUUUAGAGAGUUCGCGCGCGACGUGGUGACCCACGUCGGGACUGAAGUAAAAAAACUAAAGGAAGGCGCAAAAAAGUUCUGCGCUGGCGCCAUUGAGGGCGCCAAAGUUCUGGCUGUGGCCGAAGCCGAAGCAUGUCCCCACAAAGAGCCAGUAAAGCUCAAAUUUCCUGACGCAUAUGGCGGGAAGGAGGAAAAUUUUGAUAAUUGGGAGGCUAGUGUAAACAGUUAUGUGUACUUACAACACAUCUUGUCUGAGGAACAAGUCCUCGCAGCCUUCCAGGCCUUGAAAGAUGAAGCAGCCAGUUUUGCCAGGCCCCUUGCGCGCGCAGCCGGUUGUGAAAACAACAUGGUUGCAUACUCUAAGACCACCUCACUUCCCCAGUUCCUCAAACUCUUGAGGGAGCGAUUUGAUGAUCCCACGAGAGGCGUUAGAGCCUCUGAUAAGCUACAAACCAUCCACUCGCGACAGUGGAGGAGUGCAAAAGCACUCAAAGGUGUCAUGGACGACUUGGUAGCCGUCCCGGACCAUGGGGUCACAGAGACCCAGUUGGUCCAAUUAUUCUAUCGUGCCAUGUCAGAGCCCUUGAGAGGGCACUUCUUCGACAAGACCCAGCAGCCCAACAUCACGUACGAUGAGUUGAGUAGGGAAGUGGUCUUGUUUGAGGCCAAGUCCAUGCCAGUUUCCACUUUCUGGCACAAGGACUUAGACAAGGGCAAAAAGUGGAAAGGCCGUACCAUCUCAGGCCAGGUCAGGGCCAAGGAUCAUUUGAUCCUCACUUUAGAUGAAGGUGGUACUGACGAGGUCCCAUACAGUCAGAUUGAGUGGGGCCUCGAGGAGGAGGAUAGUAGCGUAGGUUAGGGGAGGUCCUAUGUAGCUGUCGCGGCUGGAGGGAGGCCGCAAGGUAGAGGAGGAGGCCAGGGCCAAAGGGGCCAGG